AUGACGCCAAAUCCACAGCAUCUUCAGCUCCCUCGAGGAGAAGCACUCCAGUCCGUUGCACUAAUCAACCCUGUGAACUUUGGGCCUGCAAUUCUCCAGAGGUUCAUGGCACCUCCUGUCCCAGGUCUCGAGACUUUCAAGAGUUCGCCAUCGUUGUCAUUCUUGAUUGAGCACAAGUCGGGAAGAAAAUUGGUGUUCGACUUGGGGAUCCGAAAGGACUACGAAAACUAUGCGCCCUCAAUUGUGAAAUACCUCCCGACCACUAACUAUAACAUCGAGGUGGUGGGCAAUGUGGCAGAUAUUUUAAAGGAGAAUGGUGUUCCUUUGGAGGAGAUUGAAGCGGUGAUAUGGAGUCACUGGCAUUGGGACCACAUUGGCGAUCCUUCCACCUUCCCCUCCAAGACAGAUCUUGUUGUCGGCCCAGGGUUUAAAAAAGCGAUGCUGCCAGGCGCUCCAGCAAAUCCAGAGUCACCUAUUCAAGAGAAAGAUUAUGCUGACCGCAAUCUACGGGAGAUCAGCUUCGAAGGUCCGAACUCACUGAGGAUUGGCCAGUUCCCCGCGUUUGACUAUUUUGGGGAUGGAUCAUUCUAUCUAUUGGACAGUCCUGGACAUGCUGUAGGCCAUCUGUGCGGCCUGGCUAGAACGACUACUGAACCAGACACGUUCGUUCUGAUGGGCGGAGAUGUCUGCCAUUAUGCUGGCAUUUUCCGGCCCUCUCAGUAUCUUCCAAUUCCAAGCACCAUAUCUCCCCAUCCCUGUCACCCCGAGCACGACAGUGUUCUAUGUCCGGGGGAAGCAUUUGCACGGCUGCAGAAAUCGCGAGGAAGGGAACCAACCGACAGCCUAUUCGAUUUGACGUUUGGCCUAGACCUAGAACUAGCCACAAAGACUACUCGUCAACUGCAAGAGUUGGAUUGCAACGAAGACAUCUUUGUUGUUGUGGCUCAUGACUCUACGGUACGCGACGGUGUACCACACUUUCCGCAAAGUCUAAAUGAUUGGAAGGCUCGAGGGUUCGGUAAAGGGUUGAAGUGGGCAUUUCUUCGCGAUCUUGAGAAUUAUUGGAAAGCCGAGGGAUUACUGUAG
Messenger RNA from Fusarium sp. VM40, 1086 nucleotides. The record is from the annotation of a GenBank genome assembly. Lineage: Eukaryota; Fungi; Ascomycota; Sordariomycetes; Hypocreales; Nectriaceae.